UAGCUGCUUUCCUUUCUCUCUCAUCUGCAAAUUCACUGUGUGCCUGUGUGCUGCUUCCUUCAUUCGAUUCCCUUCCCCUAAUAACCUACAUUCUACUACUUCACUUUUCUCUCUCUCUCUCUCUCAAACCCUCCUAUAACUGUAAUUAAACAAGCUUACUCUCAUUGAUACUCCAACCCAAAAAGGACCUCAAUUUGCUGUUUUUAGCUAAUUGGGUUUCUUGAUUUUCCCUUCUUCCUUCUGAAAAUUGAUCAAAGUACACUCAAAAAGGAGUUGAAUUUGCUGGUUCAGCUAUAUGGCUUCCUUUUUCUUCGUUAAAUUUGCCAUACCCAUUAACGCAUUUACUCUUUACAACCUUUUUUCUACUGAAAAUUGAACAAAAAACACCCACAAAGCAGCUGAAUUUGCUGUUUUUAGCUUAUUGGGUUUCUUGAUUUUUCGUUUUCUUGGUGAAUUGAAGCAGAAUUUUCUGUGUCAGCUAAAUGGGUUUCUUGAUUUUUCUGAUUUUCUUUGUGAAAAUUGAAUAAAAGACACUCAAAAAGGAGCUGAAUUUGUUGUUUUUAGUUAAAUUUGCCAUACCCAUAAAGCCAUAUUCGGUUUACAAUUUUUUUUUUUUAUAUAUAAAUCCUUGUGGGGUUCCUGCAUUUAAUAGACUGUUACGAUAAAUUCCCCAAAUUGCGUUGCAGUUACUUCAGUUUUAGUUCCUUAAAAUUGGGUUUCUUCACUACUUGAAGAAUUCUUCGAGAAUUUGCAUUGGUGAUGAAAUUGGGUGAGUUUUGGAGCUGAAAUUAUUGGUGAAUUUGAUGAAUGGAUGAGAAGAGUUGGAGCUGAAAAUGGUUUUUUUUCAAGAUUGAGGUUUAGUGUAAGCAAUAGUUUUUGGGGUUUAUUCAUUGUUUGAAGAAUUGGUGAUGAAUUUGGGGAGUUGUUUGGAAGGAUUAGUAGUGGAAAGAUUGAAUUUUGGAGCUGAAAAAUGGGUUUUUUUCAAGAUUGAGGUUUAGUGUUAGCAAUAGUUUUUGGGGUUUCUUUACUGUUUGAAGAAAUGGUGAUGAUUUGGGGAGUUUUUUUGGAGUGAUUAGUAGUGGAAAGAUUGAGUUUUGGAGCUGAAAGAAUUGGUUGAAUUUGAUGAAUGAAUGGGAGGAAUUGGAGCUGAAAAUGCUUUUUUUUUUUCAAGAUUGAGGUUUAGUGUUGGCAGUAUUUGUGGGGUUUAUUGGCUUUGAAGAAUUGUUGAUGAAUUUGGGGAAUUUUUUUGGAGUGAUUGGAGCUGAAAGAAUCGGUUGAAUUUGAUGAAUGAAUGGGAGGAAUUGGAGCUGAAAAUGGGUAUUUUCAAGUUUGGGGUUUAGAGGGUUUAGUGUUAUUGAUAGUUUUGGGGUUGUCGUUUUUUUGAUGUUUAUCACUGGUAGAAUGAAUUCAGAUGUCAAUAGAGCUAGUGGACUAGUUGAAAGGGAUAUUGAACAGGCAAUAACUGCUCUAAAAAAGGGGGCGUGUUUGCUGAAGUAUGGAAGAAGGGGAAAACCAAAGUUUUGUCCCUUUCGUCUGGCAAAUGAUGAGUCUGCUCUGAUAUGGUUCUCAGGUAAAGAAGAGAAACACCUUAAGCUAAGUCACGUGUCAAGAAUAAUAUCUGGACAGCGCACUCCAAUAUUUCAAAGGCACUCACGACCUGAGAAGGAGUACCAGUCUUUUUCUCUCAUAUAUAAUGAUAGAUCGCUAGAUUUGAUAUGCAAAGAUAAAGAGGAGGCAGAGGUAUGGUUUAGUGGCUUGAAGGCUUUAAUUUCACGUGGACACCAGCGAAAGUGGAGAACAGACUCAAGGAGCGAUGGAAUUCCUUCUGGUGCCACUAGUCCCAGAACUUAUACGCGGAGAAGCUCUCCUCUGCAUUCUCCUUUUAGUAGCGGUGAUAGUUUACAGAAGGAUGGUGGUGACCAGCUUCGCCUUCAUAGUCCAUAUGGAAGCCCACCUAAAAAUGGUGUGAAUAAGGCCUUUUCUGAUGUUAUUCUAUAUGCUGUACCUCCCAAGGGAUUUUUCCCUUCAGAUUCUGCUAGUGCUUCUAUUCAUUCCUUAUCUUCUGGAGGUUCAAAUGACAUGCAUGGUCAGAUGAAGGCAAUGGGUAUGGAUAACUUUAGAGUAAGUCUUUCAAGUGCUGUUAGCUCAUCGAGUCAAGGUUCUGGUCAUGAUGAUGGUGAUGCAUUAGGAGAUGUUUUCAUGUGGGGGGAAGGGACUGGUGAUGGUGUCCUGGGUGGUGGACCUCAUAGGAUUGACAGUUGUAAUGGUGUCAAAGUAGAUUCUUUAUUGCCCAAAGCUUUAGAAUCUGCAGUUGUACUGGAUGUUCAAAAUUUAGCUUGCAGUGGAAAACACGCAGCACUAGUAACAAAGCAGGGUGAGAUAUUCUCUUGGGGUGAGGAAUCAGGAGGCAGGCUUGGGCAUGGUGUCGAUUCUGAUGUUUCGCAUCCAAAGCUUAUAGAUUUCCUCGGCCAUACAAACAUUGAGCUUGUUGCUUGUGGUGAAAAUCAUUCCUGUGCUGUAACACUUUCUGGUGAAUUGUACACAUGGGGUGCCGGUGAUUUUGGUCUUCUUGGGCAUGGGAAUGAAGUUAGUCAUUGGAUCCCCAAAAGAGUAAAUGGACCCUUAGAGGGCAUACAUGUUUCUUAUAUCUCCUGUGGGCCCUGGCAUACUGCUGUGGUGACCUCUGCUGGCCAAUUAUUUACUUUUGGGGAUGGAACUUUUGGAGUUCUUGGUCAUGGAGAUAGGAAGAGUAUUUCAAAACCUAGGGAAGUGGAAUCUCUGAAGGGGCUUCGAACUGUUCGAGCAGCUUGUGGGGUUUGGCAUACUGCUGCAGUUGUUGAAGUCAUGGUAGGAAAUUCUAGUUCAAGCAAUUGUUCUUCAGGGAAACUUUUUACUUGGGGAGAUGGUGAGAAAGGUCGACUUGGGCACGGUGACAAGGAGUCAAAACUUGUACCUACUUGUGUAGCAGCUCUUGUUGAACCCAACUUUUGCCAGGUUACUUGUGGACAUAGCUUGACAGUUGCUCUAACCACUUCAGGUCAUGUAUAUACAAUGGGAAGUCCUGUAUAUGGCCAAUUAGGUCAUCCUCAAGCUGAUGGAAAGCUUCCUUGUCGCGUUGAAGGAAAACUUUCAAAGAGCUUUGUGGAGGAGAUAGCAUGUGGUGCUUACCAUGUUGCUUUAUUGACUUCCCGAACUGAAGUUUACACAUGGGGAAAGGGAGCAAAUGGAAGAUUAGGUCAUGGUAAUACUGACGACAGAAAUUCUCCCACCUUGGUGGAAGCUUUAAAAGACAAACAAGUCAAAAGCAUUGCUUGUGGCACUAAUUUUACUGCAGCUAUUUGCCUUCAUAAAUGGGCUUCAGGGGUUGACCAAUCCAUGUGUUCUGGCUGCCGUCUUCCUUUUAAUUUUAAAAGGAAGCGCCACAACUGUUAUAACUGUGGUCUUGUUUUUUGUCAUUCGUGUAGCAGCAAGAAAUCGCUGAGAACUUCAAUGGCACCAAAUCCCAAUAAGCCUUAUCGUGUCUGUGAUAAUUGUUGUAAUAAAUUGAAAAAAGCUGUUGAAACUGAUGCUUCAUCUGAGGCUUCCAUGAGUCGAAGAGGAAGCCUGAAUCAGGGGUCAACUGAUGCCAUAGACAAAAGUUCUAAGUUGGAUACAAGGUCUCGACCUCAUCUUACUAGAUUUUCUUCAAUGGAAUCCUUCAAACAAGUUGAAACCCGCUCUUCCAAACAGAAGAAGAAGUUUGAAUUCAACAGCAGUCGUGUGUCACCUAUUCCCAGUAGUACCUUGCAAUUGGGAGCUGUGAAUAGUUCCAAAUCUUCUAAUCAAAUCUUUGCCUCGUCCAAGAAGUUCUUCUCUGCUUCAGUUCCCGGUUCAAGGAUUGUUUCUCGAGCGACAUCACCAACAUCUAGACGACCUAGUCCACCCCGUUCUACUACACCAACUCCAACACUAGGUGGACUUACAUCUCCAAGGAUUGUUGUGGAUGAUGCUAAAAGGACAAACGAAAGUCUUAGUCAAGAGGUUACUAAAUUAAGAGCACAGGUGGAAACUCUUACACGAAAGGCUCAACUUCAAGAAGUAGAACUGGAAGGAACUAGUAAACAGCUGAAGGAGGCAAUAUCAAUUGCGGGGGAGGAGACGGCCAAAUGCAAAGCAGCAAAAGAAGUGAUCAAGUCACUUACUUCUCAGCUGAAGGAAAUGGCUGAAAAGAUGCCGGUAGGUCCUGGCCGAAACAUCAAAUCUCCUAAAUCUGUUUCCUCCGAAUCCAAUAUUACUUCCAGUGAUAUACCUAAUGGCUGUAUUGACCAAGUUCACAGUCAACUUACUUUUCAAGAACUGGAGUCAAGUGUAUCUAACAGCCAGUUGCUUUCUAAUGGAUCGAGCAACGCCAGUAAUCGCAGUGCUGUUCACAAUAGACAAGGGUAUCCAGAGGUAACAACAAAAAAUGGGGCCAGAACAAAAGAAUUUGAUUCUCGUAACGAGAAUGAAUGGGUUGAAGAUGAGCCAGGUGUAUAUAUUACUCUUACCUCCCUACCUGGAGGUGUCAAAGAGCUAGAAAGGGUUCACUUCAGUCGGAAGCGUUUUAGCAAGAAACAAGCAGAAAAAUGGUGGGCGGAGAGCCACGCGAGAGUUUAUGAGCUGUAUAAUGUACGCGUAGUCGACAAGGGAAGCGUUGGCACUGCAAGUGUUGAUUUAGCACAUUGACACAUGCAAAUCACCUUUUGUACAUGAGUUUUCCUUUUUCUUUUUGGUCCUAACUCAACUUCAUGCCCCCUCAGUGAACAUCAUGUUUGAUAUCAUCUCAUAUAGCUUUAGUUUUCACAAAUUUGUAGGGAGGAAUCAAGGGAUGGCAUAGAAGAACGAGGAAUUACAUGUUUGCUUGUAAGUUUUUGCUAGUUUCUUUUUCUUUGUAUAACCAAGAAUCCCGAGGCCUAGUGGUGCACGGUUUGAAAUGCGGUGGAUAAGUCUUGUUCCUCUAUCAUCGUCCACUUGCAUAACAAGCUUUUUUCGGAUAGCCGACACAUCAUGCGCUACGCUCUUAUCAGUAGACCAAAGCCUUGUGGGGGCUUUCUAUUAGUCACAUAUGGCUUGACCUUUCUAUAUUUGAUUUGUUUUUUUCCCCUCCCUAAUUGAUGUGUGGGGAAUAGAGGUAUAGUUUUUGUAGUUGCUCGCCCUUGUUGGGAGAUACUUUCCUUGUAAAUUUUCCCAAGUUUAAUGCAUAUUUGGAUUUCAAAUCUGUA
Capsicum annuum is the source of this 5240-nucleotide messenger RNA. RefSeq names its product PH, RCC1 and FYVE domains-containing protein 1-like. Gene Ontology annotation, molecular function: metal ion binding. Lineage: Eukaryota; Viridiplantae; Streptophyta; Magnoliopsida; Solanales; Solanaceae. The record is from RefSeq and is a predicted model, not a curated record.